This is a messenger RNA of Triticum aestivum (bread wheat), 2343 nucleotides long. RefSeq names its product benzyl alcohol O-benzoyltransferase-like. Bases 1 to 2211 code for a protein of 736 amino acids. Lineage: Eukaryota; Viridiplantae; Streptophyta; Magnoliopsida; Poales; Poaceae. The transcript is spliced from 5 exons. The record is from RefSeq and is a predicted model, not a curated record.
AUGCAAGCACUUGGCUUCAUUCCUUCAAAGUCUGAUACCUCGUUAUUCAUUUACGACAAAUGCAACACUCAUAUAUUUGUUCUCAUCUAUGUUGAUGAUAUUAUUGUCACAAGUUCAUCCAAUGAGGCUAUCACAAGACUGUUGAAGGAUCUCAGUGCAGACUUCGCUCUCAAGGACCUUGGAGAUCUGCAUUAUUUCCUAGGGAUAGAAGUGAAGAAGCAUGAGGGUGGUCUUCAUCUCUCCCAAGAGAAGUAUGCAACAGAUCUAGUAAAAAAGGCUGGUUUGCAGGGGUGUAAGCCUUCACCUACUCCACUAUCCAGUUCAGAAAAACUGUCCCUUACAGAGGGGCAGCCUUUGAGUCAAGAUGACAGUACAAGAUACAGAAGUCUGGUAGGUGCACUUCAAUACUUGACACUUACACGCCCUGAUAUCUCAUUUGCUGUUAACAAGGUCUGUCAGUUUCUUCAUGCACCCACCACAGUUCACUGGACUGCUGCAAAGCGUAUAGUUCGAUAUGUGAAGAAUACUCUCACAAUUGCUCUGAAUUUUAGUAAGUCAUCAUCCACACUUUUGAGUGCUUUCUCAGAUUCUGACUGGGCAGGCUGCUUAGAUGAUAGGCGGUCUACUGGUGGAUUUGCAGUAUUUUUUGGUCCCAACUUAAUUUCAUGGUGUGCAAGAAAACAGGCAACUGUCUCUCGAUCCAGUACAGAGGCAGAAUACAAACCAUUGGCAAAUGCUACAGCUGAGAUCAUAUGGAUGCAAUCACUGCUAAAGGAACUUGGUGUCAAAAUUACUCAAGCUCCUUGUUUAUGGGAGCUUGCUACAAGACUGGGCCAGAUUGAUACGGCUAUGGUGAAGAUGGAAGUGCUUCUGUGUAUUGUCACCUUCCUUUUUACCUCGCCCGCGGCCCCUACUCCGUGGGAGCUGAAGAGGCUCUCCGACAUCGACGACCAGGACGGGCUCCGCUACCAGGUCCUCAUCAUCCACUUCUUCCGGCAGCACGACGGCAGGGACGACGAUCUUGCGCCUAUACUACGCGGCGCCAUAGCGGCGAUGCUCGUGCACUACUACCCGUUCGCGGGGCGGCUGAGGGAGCUCGAGGGCCGCAAGCUCGCCGUCAACUACACCGGCGAGGGUGUGCUGUUCGUCGAGGCUGACGCCGACGUCCGCCUUGACCAGUUUGAUGCAGCCCUGGGGCCGCCUUUCCGGUGCCUCAACGAGCUCCUAUUCGAUGUCCCCGGCUCCUCCGGUAUCCUCGACUGCCCGCUCCUCCUUUUCCAGGUGACACGGCUCGCUUGCGGAGGCUUCAUCAUGGCUGUGAGGAUACAGCACACGAUGGCAGAUGGGGCGGGGAUAGUGCAGCUCAUGGGUGCUAUCGCAGAGCUGGCUCGGGGUGCGCCGGCGCCAACAGUGCGGCCGGUGUGGGGGCGCGAGCUGCUGCAGGCACCGCAGCUGAACGAUGAUGUACUACUCCCACCGCGCUUUGCGCACCGUGAGUACGAUGAUGUGAUGGACAUGAAUGGCGCCACUGUGCCCUUGGAAUUCAUGGUGCACCGCUCCUUCUUCAUUGGGUGGCGGGAGAUCUCGGCCAUCCGAUCCCACCUCCCGCCGGCUCUCAGUCGCGAAGCUACCAACUUCGAGGUCAUCACGGGGUGCCUGUGGAGGUGCUGCACGGCAUCUCUCGCCCCCCGUGCCGAUGAAGAAAUGAGGAUGAUCUGUAUCGUCAACAUCCGUUUCAAAAGCAACACUAUCAUCCCCGUCGGCUACUAUGGCAAUGCCUUCGCUUCCCCGGUCGCCAUCUCCACUGCCGGUAACUUGCUCGUCAACCCUGUGAGCUACGCCGUGGAGAUGGUGAUGAAGGCGAAGCGGGAGGUGGAUGUGGAGUACAUCCUCUCCGUGGCGGCGCUCAUGGCACAACGCGCACGGCCACACUUUGCUGUGGCACGCGGCUACCUCGUGUCGGACGUGACCAAGUUUGGAUUCCGCGACCUUGACUUCGGCUCGGGCAAGCCGGUGUAUGCCGGUCCGGCGAAGGGUGGAGUCGUCGCCAUACCAUGCGUCGUCAGCUUCUUCAUUGCCGUAAGGAACGCCAUGGGUGAGGAGGGUAUCGCAGUCCCCGUGUGCAUGCCCGGCCCCACCAUGGACAAGUUCGUUAACGAGAUGGGCAAGCUCAUGCGCCCGGCAUUGGCUGACACGUUUUUCAAGAUCUGAUCUGCCAUCUCAGUUGAAUCGUCAUCUGGUAGCACGGUUUCAAUUGACCAUCAAAAUGACUGCGCUUGUACCUGAAAUCUCGACCGGCUACAUGCUUCUGCGUUUAGUCACUUUUUUCUUUAGCGAACGAUG